UAAGUCUUUUGAAUCCUUCCAAAAGCUUUGUACUUACCAAUUUCACCUUAGCAAAAUGAGUCCCUUAGCAUUUUUCUUCCUCUUCUUAAUCAACUCAUCAUUAGCAGCAAAUACCAAUAUUUACAAUGUCCAAAAUUAUGGAGCAAAAUCCGAUGGAAAAACUGAUUCAUCCAAAGCCUUUUUGAAUGCAUGGGCAGCAGCCUGUGCUUCUACUAGCCCCGCCACUAUUAAUGUGCCAAGUGGAAAAUACUUGAUUCACAAUGCAUAUUUCAAUGGACAAACAUGCAAGAGCAAGGCUAUUACUAUACACAUUGAUGGGACUCUCUUAGCUCCAUCUGAUUAUAAUGUCAUUGGCAAUGACGAAAAUUGGAUAAAAUUUGAAAAAGUCAAUGGCAUUUCCAUCUAUGGUGGAACCUUUGAUGGUCAAGGUGCUGCUCUUUGGGCUUGCAAGAAAUCCAAAAACAAGAAAUGCCCUGAUGGGACUACGGCAUUGACUUUUUACAACUCAAACAACAUUAUAAUGAGUGGAGUAACCGUACAAAAUAGUCAAAAGUUUCAAAUAUUAGUAGACGGAUGCCAUAAUGUGAAGCUACAAGGAAUGAAGGUAUUAGCUCAAGGAAAUAGCAAAAACACUGAUGGAAUUCAUGUAAAAUUAUCAUCAGGAGUUAGUAUUGUGAACUCACAAAUUGGUACUGGAGAUGAUUGUGUAUCUAUUGGUCCUGGAACUUCUAACUUAUGGAUUGAAGGCAUUGCAUGUGGCCCUGGCCAUGGAAUAAGCAUUGGAAGCUUAGGCUGGAAAGAGCAAGAGUUGGGAGUCCAAAAUGUGACAAUUAAGACUGUGACUUUUACUGGAACAACAAAUGGUGUGAGAGUCAAAACUUGGGCAAGGCCUAGCAAUGGAUUUGUUAGAAAUAUUCUCUUUCAACAUAUUGUUAUGGUUAAUGUUCAAAACCCAAUUAUCAUAGAUCAAAAUUACUGCCCUAAUCAUGAUGAGAGUUGUCCUCAGCAGAGCUCGGGCAUAAAGAUAAGUGAUGUAACAUAUCAAGAUAUACAUGGAACAUCGGCUACGAAAGUUGCAGUGAAACUUGAUUGUAGCACAACUAAUCCAUGUAGCGGCAUAGUACUUGAAGAUCUGAAUCUUAGUUACCAAAAUCAGCAGACUGAAGCUUCAUGCGUUAAUGCCAGAGGAAGAGUUUCUGGUUUACAAAAACCUACCAAUUGCCUAUUGAAAAAUUAG
Molecule: messenger RNA, 1237 nt
Organism: Solanum tuberosum (potato)
Lineage: Eukaryota; Viridiplantae; Streptophyta; Magnoliopsida; Solanales; Solanaceae
Product: polygalacturonase-like
Exons: 4
Coding region: 56-1237 (393 amino acids)
Biological process (GO): carbohydrate metabolic process
Molecular function (GO): polygalacturonase activity
Source: RefSeq, a predicted model, not a curated record